Messenger RNA from Malassezia japonica, 651 nucleotides. RefSeq names its product atp4 subunit B of the stator stalk of mitochondrial F1F0 ATP synthase (gene ATP4). Gene Ontology annotation, biological process: proton motive force-driven ATP synthesis. The record is from RefSeq and is a predicted model, not a curated record. The transcript is spliced from 4 exons. Bases 1 to 651 code for a protein of 216 amino acids. Lineage: Eukaryota; Fungi; Basidiomycota; Malasseziomycetes; Malasseziales; Malasseziaceae. Gene Ontology annotation, molecular function: proton-transporting ATP synthase activity, rotational mechanism.
AUGCCUGCGGUGGCUGCUCCCGCUCGCUUCUACUCCGACAAGCCCUCCCCUGAGGCGAAGGCGUCGUCGCUCAUUGACGCGCUCCCGGGCAACUCGCUGGUCUCGAAGACCACCUGGGUCACUCUCGGUGCCGGUCUCACUGCCUUCACCGUCUCGAACGAGCUCUACGUGGCCAACGACGAGACCGUGAUCUUGGCUGGUUUCCUGAUCUUUGCGACUCUCGUCGGUCGCUCGGUCGUCCAGCCCUACCAGGACUGGGCUAACUCGACGAUCGACAAGAUCGCCGGUAUCCUGAACGAGGCCCGCGCCGGCCACACCAAGGCCGUGCAGAACCGCAUCGACCAGGUCUCGCAGAAGUCCGAUGUCGUGGACGUGACCAAGGGUCUCUACGCCAUCGCCAAGGAGACGAUCCAGGCCGAGAAGGACGCUUAUGAGCUCAAGCAGCGCACCGCCAUCGCUGCCGAGGUCAAGCAGGUCCUCGACUCGUGGGUGCGCUACGAGGCCCAGCAGCGCGAGGCUGAGCAGAACCUGCUCACCGAGACUGUCAUCCGCAAGGUCACCGAGAGCCUUGCUGACGACAAGGUGCAGAAGCAGAUCCUCGAGAGCGCCGUUGCGGACGUGGAGAAGCUUGUCAAGGACAAGAAGAUCUAA